This is a messenger RNA of Peromyscus californicus insignis, 3902 nucleotides long. It is a transcript of the gene Hbp1, whose product is annotated as HMG-box transcription factor 1. Gene Ontology annotation, biological process: regulation of transcription by RNA polymerase II. Gene Ontology annotation, cellular component: nucleus. NCBI's taxonomy places the organism in Eukaryota, Metazoa, Chordata, Mammalia, Rodentia, Cricetidae. The record is from RefSeq and is a predicted model, not a curated record. Gene Ontology annotation, molecular function: RNA polymerase II cis-regulatory region sequence-specific DNA binding; RNA binding; DNA-binding transcription factor activity, RNA polymerase II-specific. The coding region runs from base 1266 to 2846 and encodes 526 amino acids. The transcript has 12 exons.
UUUGUUUUUUGAGACAGGGUUUCCCUGUGUAGCUUUGCUCCUUUCUUGGAACUCACUUGGUAGCCCAGGCUGGCCUUGAACUCACGGAGAUCCGCCUGCCUCCCGAGUGCUGGGAUUAAAGGCGUGCGCCAUCACCACCCGGCCCAUGUGGCUUCUCGUUUUCAUGUUUUAGCUCAGCGGCAGAAACAUUUGUCAAAGAAGUGACAUUUAGAAUAUGUGAUGUUAUUCUAAAAGGACUUCAGUAAGACUUUCUGAUUGCUUUUGAUGUAAAAGUUGAAUUUAAUAUUUGUUAGUUGAGGUACAUUGCCUUUUCUUCACAUCCUCUUUGAAACAAGUUAAAUAGCCUAGGUGGUGUCUGGAAGUCCUGGAGGAUCAAGGGAGAGUAGAAGGAGGGUCUUUCACAAAGUUGGUAAGGAUCACUGAACAAAAAGGAAUCUAGAAACAAAGGCUUGAAACCUGGAGUCUAACAUAUUUUGGGCUAAAUGUUUAUGAUUUUGUCUCUUCAUUUUUUUUUAGAAAGAAAAUGGUCCCAUUGAGUGGUCAGAGUCCUGCCUUCCUCAUGCGUUAUGUUCCCAGAGCUGUUUGCCUGAUGACUAAAAUGAGAGGAAGUAUGUGGCAGUGCUCUGGAGUGUGGGAAGGAGAGAGACAAGCGUUUUGAAAACCCAGUUUCUUUGUUGUCUUCUGUUCUCUUCUUCCUAGAGUUUGCACAUACUUUGUUAGAAAAGUUUGUAGCAAAAACGUUAAAUUUUGAAUUUUUGAACAUGGCAUUUAAAGUAAAAUUAGAGAAUUGAAGCUUUGAAAAUCAUUGAUUUAAUGAAAAAUUGAUGUGCAUAUUUAGCUUAAAUACAAGGCAAGUCCUGUUGCACAUUCUCAUAGAGCAGUGUAUACAAUGUGAAUGAACAAUAGGGUUAGCUCUACCAGGAGGUGUUUGAAAACUGAGCUUGUUUAUCAGAAUAAUAUCUAAUUGCUGUCCUGUAUGUGGGGAUUGUUUUGAGGAUAGGCUGAAAUGGUGUUCCUUUACAUUUUCAGAGGUCUUGCUUUGCCCAGCGUGGAUUGUAAGAAGACACAGACCAACAUUCUGAUAUGACUUUUGUAUGUGUGUGUUUUCAUGUGCUUUAGUCUUCCACUAGCCCCAUGAGAUAAGUAGUACUGUGGGAGUUUGAAGAUGAAAUUGCUGGUUCCAGUGUAUGUAACCAGAAGAGUAAAAAUAAUAUGAAGAAGCAAAGUAUUGAGCAAUAAAUGAAAAGUCUUUAAAAACAGAAGAAAUGGAUUAUUCCUCUAGGUCGGAGCACCAUAACAUGGUGUGGGAAGUGAAGACAAAUCAGAUGCCUAAUGCAGUACAGAAACUCCUGCUGGUGAUGGACAAGAGAGCGCCAGGAAUGAGUGACUCGCUGGAGUUGCUGCAGUGUAAUGAGAAUUUGCCAUCCUCUCCAGGAUACAACUCCUGUGACGAGCACAUGGAGCUUGAUGACCUUCCUGAACUUCAGGCUGUUCAGAGUGAUCCUGCCCAGUCUGCCAUAUACCAGCUAAGUUCAGAUGUAUCUCAUCAAGACUAUCCAAGACCGUCUUGGAGCCAGAAUACCUCAGACAUAUCGGAAAAUGCUCACCGUGAAGAUGAGGUGGACUGGCUGACAGAGUUAGCAAAUAUUGCCACUAGUCCACAAAGUCCACUGAUGCAGUGCUCCUUCUACAACAGAUCAUCUCCUGUACACAUCAUAGCUACUAGCAAAAGUUUACAUUCCUAUGCACGCCCACCACCAGUGUCCUCUUCUUCAAAGAGCAGGCCAGCCUUCCCUCAUGACCACUGGAAGGAAGAAACACCAGUAAGACAUGAAAGGGCGAACAGUGAAUCUGAGUCUGGCAUUUUCUGCAUGUCCUCCCUGUCAGACGACGAUGACCUGGGCUGGUGCAAUUCCUGGCCGGCAACUGUUUGGCACUGUUUCCUGAAAGGCACACGACUGUGCUUCCAUAAGGAAAGCAAUAAGGAAUGGCAAGAUGUUGAAGACUUUGCUAGAGCGGAAGGCUGUGAUAAUGAGGAAGAGAUUCAAAUGGGCACUCACAAGGGCUAUGGUUCUGAUGGUCUAAAGUUGUUAUCCCAUGAAGAGAGUGUAUCAUUUGGUGAGUCUGUGCUGAAGUUGACAUUUGAUCCUGGUACAGUAGAAGAUGGCUUGCUUACUGUGGAGUGUAAGCUGGACCACCCAUUCUAUGUUAAAAAUAAAGGUUGGUCAUCAUUUUAUCCAAGCUUGACUGUGGUACAGCAUGGAAUUCCAUGUUGUGAAAUUCAUAUUGGUGACGUAUGUCUACCUCCUGGACACCCUGAUGCCAUUAAUUUUGAUGAUUCAGGUGUUUUUGAUACAUUUAAAAGCUAUGACUUCACACCUAUGGACUCUUCUGCAGUUUAUGUUUUGAGUAGUAUGGCUCGCCAGCGCCGUGCGUCUUUGUCUUGUGGAGGACCUGGUAGCGCUCAAGAGUUUGCCGGCUCUGAAUUCAGUAAAAGCUGUGGUUCACCUGGGCCAUCACAGCUCUCCUCUGAUUCUCUGUAUGCUAAAGCUGUCAAAAGCCACAGCUCAGGGACUGUGAGUGCCACUUCUCCUAAUAAGUGCAAAAGACCAAUGAAUGCCUUCAUGCUUUUUGCCAAAAAAUACAGAGUUGAAUAUACUCAGAUGUAUCCAGGGAAAGAUAACAGAGCCAUUAGUGUGAUCCUUGGUGACAGGUGGAAAAAAAUGAAGAACGAGGAAAGGAGGAUGUACACAUUAGAAGCAAAGGCUUUGGCUGAAGAACAGAAGCGUUUAAAUCCUGACUGUUGGAAAAGAAAAAGAACCAAUUCAGGCUCUCAACAACAUUGAACCUGAUGCUUGCAUUUUUAAAUCUGUAUCUGCCUAAGUACUGACUCUGGAUGGAAAAGCCUGGAAGACCUUGGUCUCACCGUUUGUCCUGAAUUUGAGUGACCAUAAGAUACUGAUAGCAUUGAGUCCUGAAAUGAUUUAAUGAGUGAGGAUUUGCUUUCUCCAUUAGAGCAUUAAGUAAGCUACAACUAUCAACAUUGUAAACCAAAUUGCCUUAUUUUCCUUCCAAACUUCAUAUACGUCUAUCAGGUAAUAUAGGCUUGAAAAUUGAUAUCCUGUGGUGCUAAAGUACAGUAGAAAGAAAGAUGUGUAUACAUGUUUUAUUUUAAAUUGUACGAAGGGGAAUUAAAAAAUAAUGUAACUGCUGUUUAUACAUCAGCUCCUUACUGCUUAUUAAUCUGUAUUGUACCCACGAUAUCAGGAAUGAAGCAGAAGCUGGCCUUUUCAUGAGUAGCCAUCACAUGGCCCAGCAUCUGUGCCAAACACAGUCGCUUCUAGUCUGGCCAGUGCCAAGAGACAAUGUAACAUGGCAGGUAGAUGGUGUCAUUGUCCAAGCUAAAAGAGCCACCUGCUUCGGAUACCACGGGCAUGUGCUGAGUGGGUGCACCAGGGGGCAGCACUCCUCCAUUAUUUCCAGUGGGGGCCAAACCUGACGGAGGUGCAGUUGGUUAAUAGCAUUGGGAUAGUCACUGUAAUGGUGCUGUUGACAGUCGACACCAUUGUAUUUUAACGUGUUCUCUCUCCUCAGCCACACAUCUGACAUGUCUGUCUGUCACCGUUCUCCAUGGUGGGGCCGACUUUGCACUUACUGAAGUGCGACCCUUGCACUUUACUUCCCUCAGCUUUUAAACUAGAGCAAGGGCUGUGGCAGGACAGCUGCUGCUGCUCUGAGCUACAAUCACGGCUUCUCAUGUUACUUACCAAGUGGUAUUUUUGGUUAGGAAUCACAGCUGUAAAAUUGAUUUCAGUUCAUUACACUUCUUCAACAUGUUGCCCCUCAAUUUUGCACACUAUAUUCUUGUAUAUUAUUUGAAAUAAAAUGAAAGAACUCUUUGA